AUGUUCCUUUCAAACGUCUCCGAUCGAGAAGACUAUGAUGAAGCAUUUAUUACGUCAUCGGAGGCGGCUAAAGUGGUCGGGGACGACUGGGUGCUGUGGGUCCGUAUCAUCGUCAUCCUCUGUGUCUGUCUGGGUCCACUGUCAAUCAUUUGUGACGUCAUCGGUUUUGUCAUAGGGAGGAAGCUACCUGUGGAUACUCCGACGCCUGUGAUUCUUCAGUACUUGUCGGUUGCUGACUCAGUCUUCAUAUUACAGCUCACAGCUACAUCUGCCGCAUACUUGGGAAUCAUUCCGCGUCUUCGAGUGGCGAAUGUGGCGGCUUGCAAGAUAUUCUCCUUCUGCAACUGGUUCGCACACAUCGCCAUGCAACUCAGCUACUCCGCUCUCAGUCUGGACCGGGUUCUGGCACUGUAUCUGCCAUUCACAUACCACACCUGGACCAGAAGACAGGCUGUGGUACCUCUGAUUACAGUGACAGCUAUCAGUGCCGUCGCUUCUGUCAUCCCAAUCUUAGGCUACGGCAUCAUGCACUCCAGCAACGAGGAAGCAUAUGAUGGAAAUGGUGACACGUUCUGCAAAGCAAUGCUUUCGGCCGAGUCAUACGUCGACAUAGUGAGUUAUGUUGUCAAUAUGACUAUUCCUGUGGCGCUUGUAGUUGUUUUCAACUGCAUGAUCGUGGUAGCACUGGUGAGAAAGCCGAAAGUGCAGAGCAGUGGCAGGUUUGUCAAUAGUUAA
Symsagittifera roscoffensis is the source of this 735-nucleotide messenger RNA. Its product is annotated as beta-1 adrenergic receptor-like. Gene Ontology annotation, molecular function: G protein-coupled receptor activity. Gene Ontology annotation, biological process: G protein-coupled receptor signaling pathway. Gene Ontology annotation, cellular component: membrane. Bases 1 to 735 code for a protein of 244 amino acids. The record is from RefSeq and is a predicted model, not a curated record. Lineage: Eukaryota; Metazoa; Xenacoelomorpha; Acoela; Convolutidae. The transcript is spliced from 5 exons.